Staurois parvus is the source of this 332-nucleotide messenger RNA. The record is from the annotation of a GenBank genome assembly. Lineage: Eukaryota; Metazoa; Chordata; Amphibia; Anura; Ranidae.
AUGAUUUUGCAUUUCUGUGGGGGAUAACUGUUUGUAAACAAAACAGUUCUCUCCCCUGUCAGCUGCUGCACACUGCUUUGCAUGGUGCAUAGCUUUGCAUGCAAAGCAGUGUGCUUACAGUGAAGCACUAACAUAGCACACUUAGCAAAACGGCACACAGCACACAGUUAACCCUUUAAUUGACCCACAUGUUAACCCCUUCAUGCCCAGUGCCAUUAGUACAGUGGCAGUGCUUUUACUUAGCACUGAUCACUGCAUUGAUGUCACUGGGGAUGUCAUUGACACCAAGUCAGUUCCCUCCAGUGUCAGAAUGUCCACUGCAGUCCUGCUAU